This is a messenger RNA of Daucus carota subsp. sativus, 594 nucleotides long. RefSeq lists its product as uncharacterized. The transcript is spliced from 3 exons. Lineage: Eukaryota; Viridiplantae; Streptophyta; Magnoliopsida; Apiales; Apiaceae. Gene Ontology annotation, molecular function: proton-transporting ATP synthase activity, rotational mechanism. The coding region runs from base 90 to 458 and encodes 122 amino acids. Gene Ontology annotation, biological process: proton motive force-driven ATP synthesis. The record is from RefSeq and is a predicted model, not a curated record.
UGACUUAUCUGUCCAACGUAACAUUUCUCCUACUGAACAAACCCUUCCUUUCUGCCAGAACGAAGACGACGAAAUCUGGUUGAGAAAAUAUGGCGUCGAAGCUGAGUCAGCUGCAAUCAACAGCUACCCAAGCUACCAAGUUUGUGGCCAAGAAUGGACCUGUUUAUUACAAGAAGCUUUUAGAGAAGAACAAGCAUUAUAUCCAGGAUCCUCCGACUAUUGAGUCGUGCCAACUUCUGGCUAAGCAGCUUUUUUACACUCGUCUUGCCAGUAUUCCCAGUCGCUAUGAUGCAUUCUGGAACGAACUUGGUUCUAUGAAGGAAGUAUGGAAGAUGAGGAAGCAGUUCACCACUGAUGAUUACGGUAUAGCUGCUCUUUUCGGGGUAGAAUGUUAUGCAUGGUUCUAUGCUGGAGAGGUUAUAGGGCGAGGCUAUACAUUCACUGGUUACUAUGUCUAGCCGUCCAGGUAGUGCAGCAAGUUCUGCUUCGGAGCUCAGCCAAUAAAGUUUCUGCAAUAAGAGAUCUUAAGCCAAACUUUUUUGUUUAUACCAGUCACACUAUAAAUUUCUACUGCAAGAACAGGUUUAGUACAGU